Drosophila ficusphila is the source of this 1045-nucleotide messenger RNA. Its product is annotated as accessory gland protein Acp29AB-like. Bases 98 to 874 code for a protein of 258 amino acids. The record is from RefSeq and is a predicted model, not a curated record. The transcript has 2 exons. Lineage: Eukaryota; Metazoa; Arthropoda; Insecta; Diptera; Drosophilidae.
UUAAAAAUUGCUCUCAUUCAGACAUUUUAGUUCGUUUUCAUCAUUCCUCGUAGACAGUUGUAUUUUUGUUUUUAUUUGUAUUUUAUUUUAUUGCAAAAUGCAAUACAUUAUUUUACUGUUUCUAGUGGCGACGGCAAGAAAAGCUUCAUGUUUACAACUAGACGGCAAACUUGAAAAUGAAGACUGCAGUAGCUAUAUAUGCGAAUCAGUUAGGAUGAUCCUACAAUAUAUGGUCACUAUGGAUGAAAGAAUAAAAAAAAUAGAGAGAUAUUCAAGUGAAUUUGAAAAUGCUAAAAAAGAGCUAGCUGACGUUAAGGAACAUCAGAACGUUCUGAUAACAGGUUUAAGAAAAGAUCUAAAUUCUGAAAUAGAUAAAAUUCGGAAAAUUAACGAAACAGUAAUAGCUGACGUUAAGGAACAUCAGAACUUUAUGAUAACAGGAUUAAAAAAAGAACUAAAUUCUGAAAUAGAUAAAAUUCGGAAAAUUAACGAAACAGUAAUAGGUCUGGCCUAUAAAAAAAUUGGAUCCAAGUCUUAUUUCAUUGUGGAUACCGAAAAGAGAAGCUGGAAUGAUUCUCGGGAAUUCUGCCAUAACCUGGGAGGGCACCUAGUUAGUUUGCAAAGUCAGUCGGAGUUGGAUGCUCUUGGUCGCGAAUUGAAGGAUCAACUGUACUGGACUGAUGUCCAUGAUUUUUCGAAUGAAGGAGAAUUUCUUUCUGAUACUACUGGUCAAAAACCCAAUUUUUUUAACUGGAGACAGAAUCCAGACAAUUGGAACAACGAAGACUGCGUUGAGAUUGGAGGGUAUCCCAACUUCUGGGCCAUGAACGAUAACGAAUGUUCGACUCUUCUUAACUUUAUUUGUGAAAAAUAACUUUACAAAAAGACUAAAUAAGAAGUUAUAUUUAAUAGAAUUACUGAGGAUUGGAACAUUUUCGUAUAUAAUUAAAACUACGCAGUAAAAGAAAAACGGGACAACCAAUAAAUUGACUUAUUCUAAGUCCAAAACUUUUUUAAUUUUAAUAAAAAUUUUAAAUAGCGUGCA